AUGGACGAGAGCAAACCCCUGAAGGUCCGGCUGACGUUCUCCGUGAUCCUGGUUGGCAUCUCGCUCCUCUUUGCAGCCGUAGUGACUGACCACUGGGCCGUACUGAGCCCCAGAGCGGCUAACGCCACCUGCUGCGCCAGGUUUUCGGGAGACCUCCGGCUAACGCCACCUGCGCACGGACUCUGUACAAAGCGGAUUGUUAUGCAGGAGCAAGGUCCCAAAGGGAAGGGCUGUGGGCCGAUAAGCCUGCCAGGAGAACACAACUGCUCCUACUUCAAGCACUUCACACCAGGACAGAGCUCGGAGAUAUUUGAAGUAACCACCCAGAAAGAAUACAGCAUUUCAGCUGCAGCCAUUGCCAUCUUCAGCGUUGGCUUUGCAAUCAUCGGAACAAUCUGCGUCCUCUUAUCCUUCGGGAAGAAGAGAGACUAUCUGCUGAAGCCAGCAUCCAUGUUCUACACCUUUGCAGGUCUCUGCAUCAUCAUCUCUGUUGAAGUCAUGAGACAAUCCGUGAAGAGGAUGAUCGACAGCAAGGAGACAGUCUGGAUCGAGUACAGUUACUCCUGGUCCUUCGCCUGUGCCUGCGCCUCCUUCGUCCUGCUCUUCAUCUGCGGCAUCAUCCUCCUCCUGAUCGCGCUGCCUCGCUUCCCCCAGAACCCCUGGGAGACCUGCAUGGACGCAGAACCGGAGCACUGA
Pelecanus crispus (Dalmatian pelican) is the source of this 696-nucleotide messenger RNA. Lineage: Eukaryota; Metazoa; Chordata; Aves; Pelecaniformes; Pelecanidae. The record is from RefSeq and is a predicted model, not a curated record.